Mus musculus (house mouse) is the source of this 6399-nucleotide messenger RNA. RefSeq names its product Ca2+-dependent activator protein for secretion 2 (gene Cadps2). NCBI's taxonomy places the organism in Eukaryota, Metazoa, Chordata, Mammalia, Rodentia, Muridae. Gene Ontology annotation, cellular component: cytoplasmic vesicle membrane; synapse; centrosome. The record is from RefSeq and is a predicted model, not a curated record. The transcript has 31 exons. Bases 1527 to 5333 code for a protein of 1268 amino acids. Gene Ontology annotation, biological process: dense core granule exocytosis; regulated exocytosis; synaptic vesicle exocytosis.
GAAACAUUUUUUAUUACUAAGGGACCAAAAUCAAGGAUUAACUAAUGGAGAAGGCUCCCUAGGAGUAAAUGCCCUCUUUUUUCUCCAUUGAGGGACAGCAUCAGUAGAUGCAGAAGGAAAGUGUUUUUGUGUAUCUAACCACCAAAUGGCCUGGAAAAGUUUAAACUGCGGCUUGGCCCUGGGACAGAGAAGCUCAGGGCUGGUGGGUGCUUAAUUUGUCCUGUUAAUUCCCUGGAGAUCUGCAUCCUCCUUGCUGGAAUGCCACCGCACACUGUUCCAUGUGUUGAAUGCCUGUUUUGUGCAUUUCCCCUUCUGUCUGAGCUCAGGACAGAAGUUACAGAAUGGCAAAAGAAACUGCGAGGCAGUUCUAGCAUCGAGAAAAUCGGCGCAGAUAAUUCAGCCUUCAGGUGCCGCUAUGAGACGCCCACUUGAGGCCAGGAAAGAGAGCGACUUUGUGUUGUGUGCCCUCGCUUGUGCCUCUGUCAUAAGCUAACAAUGCUGGACACCGGCCUUCUCUCGGGUGUUUGUUGAAUGUCUGUCCACCCAAAACAACCUGUUUUGUUUGAGUCAGUUCUAUCUCAACAUAGGAAACAACUGAGCUGUGUUUGUCAGAGUUUCAUUUUUCAAACGUAAAAUCUAAUUUGCUCGCGGGUUUGCCGGAAACAACAGGAAUACCUACCAGUUUAAAAGACCCCACCCCACCCCGGACCGGACCGGCCGCUGCGCCAACUUUUCUUUUAAUGCCCGUGCUGUGACGAUUACAAUUUGGACUUCUUGGAGAGUGUCCCACUGCAACGAAGGGAGAGAGACUUUUUUCAAGUCUCCUAGAAAGAAUAAUACUUCGAGGGGAAGGCAGCCGGUCCCACUUUUCAGCACUCAGGUUUCACAAAUCAGGUCCCAGCACUGUCCGGAGCUCUCUCUUGGAGACUGUGUUUGUUCCCCGUCCCUAUCCCGCCGCCACCCCUACAGAAAGCCUGCAGGACUACUGGGUGCAUGGUGGCCCGGGGUCGUCUGUGCUCGUCUGGGCUCGGCAUCACCCGCCCUCUGCAAACUGCGCGCUCCGGGGCGCCCGGCACACCCGCCGCCCGGUCCAGGCGGUGGCGGGCGCGGCGGCGCGCGCACGCGCACUUCGCGUCCCCGCGUCCGCUCCUCGACAUUCCGUUCCACGUGUUGCUCGGGAGGCGCCACAGGUUCCUCACCUGCGCGGGCGGCGGGGGUCGGCGGCGGGGCUGGGCGCGCGCGCGGGCUGGACGCCCGAGGCUGGGCGCGCGGUCCCCGGGCGCCCCGAGCGCCCCCGCGCUAACUCCGCCUCUCGCCUCCCGCCGCUCCGCUCGCCCGCCCCGCGUCCUGGCCGCGGCAAACACUCGGGCGCCGAACUCGACGUGUCCGGAAAGCCCGGGCCACUUUCCCUUUCGUUCUGCGGCCGCGGCGCACCGACCUAGGUUCCCGCGGACCCGCGGGGACAGCUGCGCUCGGCGAGAAGCCCCAGGGAUCGCGGGCCAAGCCCAGGCGUCCCAGCCAGCACCAUGCUCGACCCGUCUUCCAGCGAGGAGGAGUCGGACGAGGGGCUGGAGGAGGAGAGCCGCGAGGUGUUGGUGGCGCCGGGCGUCUCCCAGCGAGCGCCGCCGGCCGCGGCUCGGGAAGGGCGGCGGGACGCGCCGGGACGCUCCGGUGGUGGCAGCGGCGGCGGAGCGGCCAGACCCGUGAGCCCGAGCCCCUCGGUACUCAGCGAGGGGCGAAAUGAGCCCGAGCUGCAGCUGGACGAGGAGCAGGAGCGGCGCAUCCGCCUGCAGCUCUACGUCUUCGUGGUGAGGUGCAUCGCGUACCCAUUCAACGCCAAGCAGCCCACCGACAUGGCCCGGAGGCAGCAGAAGCUUAACAAACAACAAUUGCAGUUACUGAAAGAACGGUUCCAGGCCUUUCUCAAUGGAGAAACUCAGAUAGUAGCAGACGAAGCCUUCUGCAAUGCCGUCCGGAGUUACUAUGAGGUGUUUCUAAAGAGUGACCGUGUGGCCAGAAUGGUUCAAAGUGGAGGAUGCUCUGCUAAUGAUUUCAGAGAGGUGUUUAAGAAGAACAUAGAAAAACGUGUCCGUAGCCUGCCAGAGAUAGAUGGCCUGAGCAAAGAGACAGUGCUGAGCUCAUGGAUAGCCAAAUAUGACGCCAUUUACAGGGGAGAAGAAGAUUUGUGCAAACAGCCGAACAGGAUGACCCUCAGUGCCGUGUCUGAGCUUAUUCUGAGUAAGGAGCAGCUCUAUGAAAUGUUCCAGCAGAUUCUGGGCAUUAAGAAGCUGGAACACCAGCUACUUUAUAACGCAUGCCAGCUGGAUAACGCUGAUGAACAAGCAGCCCAGAUCAGAAGGGAACUUGAUGGCCGCCUGCAGUUGGCAGAGAAGAUGGCAAAGGAGAGAAGAUUCCCCAGAUUCAUCUCGAAAGAAAUGGAGAGUAUGUACAUUGAAGAGCUGCGAGCCUCCGUGAACCUGCUAAUGGCCAAUUUAGAAAGUCUUCCAGUUUCAAAAGGUGGCCCGGAAUUUAAAUUACAAAAAUUAAAGCGUUCGCAGAACUCUGCGUUUCUGGACCUGGGAGAUGAGAACGAGAUCCAGCUGUCCAAGUCGGAUGUGGUGUUGUCGUUCACGUUAGAGAUUGUCAUCAUGGAAGUGCAAGGACUGAAAUCUGUGGCUCCCAAUCGAAUCGUUUACUGCACAAUGGAGGUGGAAGGAGGAGAAAAACUCCAGACAGACCAGGCUGAAGCAUCAAGGCCACAAUGGGGGACCCAAGGAGAUUUCAACACUACCCACCCUCGGCCUGUCGUCAAAGUGAAGCUCUUCACAGAAAGCACGGGGGUCCUGGCCCUGGAAGACAAGGAACUGGGCAGGGUGGUGUUAUACCCAACUUCUAAUAGCUCCAAGUCAGCAGAGUUACACCGAAUGACAGUACCCAAGAACAGUCAGGACUCGGACCUAAAGAUCAAAUUGGCAGUGCGCAUGGAUAAACCAGCACACAUGAAGCAUAGUGGGUACCUGUAUGCCCUUGGACAGAAGGUUUGGAAAAGAUGGAAAAAGCGUUACUUUGUUCUCGUUCAGGUUAGCCAGUACACCUUUGCUAUGUGCAGCUAUAGAGAAAAAAAGUCGGAACCACAGGAAUUAAUGCAACUGGAAGGAUACACAGUGGAUUACACAGACCCUCACCCAGGCCUUCAGGGUGGUCAGGUGUUCUUCAACGCUGUUAAAGAGGGAGAUACUGUGAUCUUUGCCAGUGAUGAUGAACAGGACAGAAUAUUAUGGGUACAAGCCAUGUACAGGGCUACAGGCCAGUCUUACAAACCAGUUCCUGCAGUCCAAAGCCAGAAGCUGAAUCCUAAAGGCGGAGCUCUCCAUGCAGAUGCUCAGCUUUAUGCAGACCGUUUUCAGAAACACGGGAUGGAUGAGUUUAUUUCUGCGAGUCCUUGCAAGCUUGACCAUGCCUUCCUCUUCAGAAUUCUCCAGAGACAGACUUUGGAUCACAGACUGAAUGAUUCGUAUUCUUGUUUGGGGUGGUUUAGCCCUGGCCAAGUCUUUGUGUUAGAUGAGUACUGUGCCCGCUACGGAGUGAGAGGCUGUCACAGGCAUCUCUGCUACCUUACAGAACUGAUGGAACAUUCAGAAAACGGUGCUGUCAUUGACCCCACCCUGCUCCAUUACAGCUUUGCAUUCUGUGCCUCUCACGUGCACGGCAACAGGCCUGAUGGGAUUGGAACGGUUUCAGUGGAAGAGAAAGAAAGAUUUGAGGAGAUAAAAGACCGACUUUCUUCGCUUUUAGAAAACCAGAUCAGCCACUUCAGAUACUGCUUUCCCUUCGGACGACCUGAGGGUGCCCUAAAAGCUACGCUCUCCUUACUUGAAAGGGUUUUAAUGAAAGACAUUGCCACUCCUAUCCCUGCGGAGGAGGUGAAGAAAGUGGUCAGAAAAUGUCUGGAGAAAGCUGCCUUGAUCAAUUACACUAGGCUCACAGAAUAUGCCAAAAUAGAAGGGCCCGCAGAAAAGGAAACAGAGACCAUGAACCAGGCAACUCCUGCCAGGAAGCUGGAAGAGGUUCUUCAUCUUGCAGAGCUCUGCAUAGAAGUCCUACAGCAAAAUGAGGAGCAUCAUGCUGAGGGAAGAGAGGCAUUUGCCUGGUGGCCUGACUUGUUGGCCGAGCAUGCAGAGAAGUUUUGGGCUUUAUUCACAGUAGACAUGGAUACUGCGCUGGAGGCCCAACCUCAAGACUCCUGGGAUAGCUUUCCCCUUUUCCAGCUGCUUAAUAAUUUCCUCAGAAAUGACACACUUUUGUGUAAUGGAAAAUUCCACAAGCACUUGCAAGAAAUCUUUGUGCCCUUGGUUGUCCGCUACGUUGACCUGAUGGAGUCUGCCAUCGCCCAGUCCAUUCACAGAGGUUUUGAGCAGGAGACAUGGCAGCCUGUCAAGAAUAUCGCCAACAGUCUUCCCAAUGUAGCUCUUCCAAAAGUUCCAAGUCUGCCUCUUAAUCUUCCACAGAUUCCUAGCUUUUCUACUCCUCCGUGGAUGGCUUCUUUAUAUGAGUCCACCAAUGGCUCAACAACUUCCGAGGAUCUGUUCUGGAAGCUCGAUGCGCUGCAAAUGUUCGUCUUUGAUCUCCAUUGGCCAGAACAAGAGUUUGCCCACCACUUAGAGCAAAGACUUAAACUAAUGGCCAGUGAUAUGAUAGAGGCGUGUGUCAAAAGAACAAGAACUGCGUUCGAACUCAAGCUACAAAAGGCAAACAAAACAACUGACUUGCGCAUCCCAGCUUCCGUGUGCACAAUGUUUAAUGUAUUAGUUGAUGCUAAAAAGCAAAGCACCAAGCUGUGUGCCCUGGAUGGAGGACAAGAGUUUAGGAAUCAGUGGCAACAGUACCAUUCAAAAAUAGAUGAUUUGAUUGACAACACCGUGAAAGAAAUCAUUGCACUGCUGGUUUCAAAGUUUGUUUCAGUGUUGGAAGGGGUGCUUUCGAAGUUGUCGAGGUAUGACGAAGGCACUUUCUUCUCAUCCAUCCUGUCCUUCACUGUGAAAGCAGCUGCAAAAUAUGUGGAUGUCCCUAAACCAGGAAUGGAUCUGGCAGACACCUACAUUAUGUUUGUCCGGCAAAACCAGGAUAUUCUUCGAGAAAAAGUCAAUGAAGAGAUGUACAUAGAAAAGUUGUUUGAUCAAUGGUACAGCAAUUCCAUGAAAGUCAUUUGUGUGUGGCUGGCUGACAGACUAGACCUCCAGCUUCAUAUUUACCAACUGAAGACGCUCAUCAAGAUUGUGAAGAACUACACCAACAAGAUGAUUGGCAUGGGCUGCCACAGUUGGAAUCCAUGAGUGGAUCUCCCCUGUAUUUCUAAAAUGCCCUUCAAGAACACAGACAUACCUCUGCACGUAUAGACCUAUGGGUAUGUGCACACAUCUAACUAAUCAAAGCAAAUACUCUUUUCUUCUUCUAGAAAACCUAUAGGGAUUUCCGAUUGCAGGGUGUGUUGGAGGGGACGCUGAACAGUAAGACAUAUGAUACUCUGCACAGACGUCUAACUGUAGAGGAGGCCACAGCCUCUGUCUCAGAAGGCGGAGGACUUCAGGGCAUUACCAUGAAGGACAGUGAUGAGGAGGAAGAAGGCUGAUGAUGCACAGCUCCUCGAAAGGAAGGAAGACCUUGGCAUUGCUCUGACCUUGGCAUUGCUCUGUGCACCUUGUCCUUGUAACUGUUUUUACUGUCUUGGCCAAAUAAAAAUGCUCUAAUUUCUUUAGAAUGUGAACUUGGAGAUAAAGAGAGAAAUGCCAUGUAUUUUUGGAAAGAAAACCAUAUUCACAUGUAUAGCUUGACCUAAAAAUUGGCUGUGCUCGUGACUGGAAUAUGAACUGCUUUUGUGGUUUUGUUUUGUUUUGUUUGUUUGUUGUUAAUAUAUUUGACUUUUCUUUUUAAUAGUAAUCUCAAAAUAAUGUCCUAUGUGUCAUAUGAGGUAUGCAUCUCCCAUGACACAGCAUUGUGAAGAGAAGCCAUUUCUGGUCACAGCACCAAUCCUAUUGUUACUUCUGUCAAAGUGGUGUGCCUCCCACUUAUAAUUUAUGUAUGAAGUUUGUUCUGUAAUUUGCCAGUGUUGUGAUGUGUAGAAAACUUUAGCCUUGGUUUUCAUAACUCUGAAUUUGUCUGCAGGUGUAAUUCUGGACUUCAAAGAGUUUCAUACCCAAAUGUAGACUAGAUUAUCCACAGGCUUACAUCCUGUUUCUUUCUGAACAUUUUCUUUCAUGUGUACCAUGUCGCCAGGUGUGCUUCCAACACAAGUGUAACAGCUUGCCGGCAAUAAUAAAAAUCCAUUCAGUCAGAGCAACCUCUAUGUUCAUUACACUUAAGUAGAUUAAAUGCAGUAAAAAAUAUUUGCAGUAUCUCAAA